AUGGUCUCUAUUGGUAUCAACGGCUUCGGCAGAAUCGGUCGUCUCGUCUUGAGAAUCGCCUUGGAAAGAAAAGACAUCAAGGUGGUCGCUGUCAACGACCCUUUCAUUGCUGCUGACUACGCUGCCUACAUGUUCAAGUACGACUCCACCCACGGCCAGUACAAGGAAGAGGUGAAGAGCGAAGGCAACAACUUGAUCAUUGGCGGCCACAAGAUCAAGGUUUACGGAGAGAAGGACCCUGCCAACAUCCCAUGGGGUGCUGACGGCGUUGACUUGGUUGUCGACUCCACUGGUGUCUUCACCAAGCUUGAAGGUGCCCAGAAGCACAUCGACGCUGGUGCCAAGAAGGUGGUGAUCACAGCUCCUUCCGCUGACGCUCCAAUGUUCGUUGUUGGUGUCAACGAGGAGCAGUACGCUGGCCAGUCCAUUGUCUCCAACGCCUCGUGCACCACCAACUGUUUGGCUCCUUUGGCCAAAGUCAUUGAUGAUGCCUUUGGCAUUGAGGAGGGUUUGAUGACCACUGUCCACUCUAUCACCGCCACGCAAAAGACCGUCGACGGUCCUUCCCACAAGGACUGGAGAGGUGGUAGAACCGCUUCGGGCAACAUCAUCCCAUCUUCUACUGGUGCUGCCAAGGCUGUCGGAAAGGUCAUCCCACACUUGAACGGCAAGUUGACCGGUAUGGCUUUGAGAGUCCCAACCGUCGAUGUGUCUGUGGUUGACUUGACUGCCAAAUUGAAGAAGGAUGUCACUUACGAAGAGAUCUGUGCUGCUGUCAAGAAAGCUUCUGAGGGCAAAUUGAAGGGUGUCUUGGGCUACACUGAGGAUGCUGUUGUGUCUUCUGACUUCAUCUCCUCAAACUAUUCUUCUGUGUUCGACGCCAAGGCCGGUAUCUUGUUGUCUCCUAAGUUCGUCAAGUUGAUCGCCUGGUACGACAAUGAGUACGGUUACUCCAACAGAGUUGUUGACUUGGUUGAAUACGUUGCCAAGCAAUAA
Molecule: messenger RNA, 996 nt
Organism: Candidozyma auris
Lineage: Eukaryota; Fungi; Ascomycota; Pichiomycetes; Serinales; Metschnikowiaceae
Product: type I glyceraldehyde-3-phosphate dehydrogenase
Exons: 1
Coding region: 1-996 (331 amino acids)
Biological process (GO): glucose metabolic process
Molecular function (GO): NAD binding; NADP binding; oxidoreductase activity, acting on the aldehyde or oxo group of donors, NAD or NADP as acceptor
Source: RefSeq, a predicted model, not a curated record